This is a messenger RNA of Durio zibethinus, 1257 nucleotides long. NCBI's taxonomy places the organism in Eukaryota, Viridiplantae, Streptophyta, Magnoliopsida, Malvales, Malvaceae. The record is from RefSeq and is a predicted model, not a curated record.
AUGUUGCUGUCCAAGUGGAAAAAGAUGGUGGACCAUCAUGACCAAGCUCAGGGUCACGAUAUCGUCAACAAUAAGAUAUGUGAAAAUCAAUGCAUUAGUUUUACAGACAGCACUUGUAAUGAAUCCAAUGCAUGCGGAAUAAUUGAAAUGACUUUUCCGGAUCAUGAAACUACGCGGAAUUAUGCCCAUCAUUUCCGUGGCUGUGAUGCGUCUGUCCUUAUAGCAACAAAGCCUGGAAGUAAGACAUUAGCUGAGAAGGAUGCAGAUGACAACAAGGACCUGAGAACUGAAGGUUUUGAUACUAUAAUGAGAGCCAAGACUUUGGUGGAGAGCAAGUGCCCUGGUGUUGUCUCUUGUGCUGAUAUUCUUGCAAUUGCAGCCAGAGAUUUUGUCCAUUUGGCAGGGGGGCCUUAUUACCAAGUGAAGAAAGGAAGGUGGGAUGGGAAAAUAUCAAUGGCAUCCAGGGUCACCUACAACCUCCCGCGUGCAAAUUCAACCGUCGAUAGACUGAUCGAACUCUUCAGCUCAAAGGGGUUAACCGUCCAGGACCUGGUUGUGCUCUCAGGUGCGCACACUAUAGGCUUUGCCCACUGCAAGCACUUUGUGGGCCGACUCUACGACUAUAAAGGGACCAAGCAACCUGAUCCUUCCAUUGAUCCAAGGCUCCUAAAGGCCCUUAAAAUGUCAUGCCCACAAGUUGGUGGCAAUGCUGACAUUGUUGCUCCAUUUGACGUCACCACCCCGUUCUUGUUUGACCAUGCUUAUUAUGCAAAUUUGGAGGCCAAAUUGGGCUUGUUGGCUUCAGAUCAAGGUUUGUUUUUGGACCCAAAGACCAAGCCUCUGGUCCAAGCUCUUGGUCAGGAUAAGGCAAAGUUCUUCCAGGCCUUCGCAGAAGCCAUGGACAAAAUGGGCUUAAUUGGUGUCAAAAGGGGAAGAAGACAUGGAGAGAAAAGGAUAGAUUGUAGCAUGCACAUGUGAAGCCUGUCGCUCCCCUCUUUUAUGGUUUUUCCCUUUUAGAUUUCUUCUUUUAUUGGGUUCUAGGCUUCUUCUUUUUUUUAUUUUAUUUACUGGUUUCUUAGGUUGGUUUUGGCUUUGAUCGUGUGGGAUUUGUUAUAGAUGAGGCUUUUGUGAAUGUUUUGAGAGUUUAUUUAAUCCCGAAAGAAUAUGGGAGACUUACUAUUUACCAUUAUUGUCCCAAGUUAAUAUAACUUCCCAUUACCUAUCAACAAUUUUCAUUUUUUAAAUUUUAACAGCCAA